Molecule: messenger RNA, 1853 nt
Organism: Liolophura sinensis
Lineage: Eukaryota; Metazoa; Mollusca; Polyplacophora; Chitonida; Chitonidae
Product: lysosome membrane protein 2-like
Exons: 14
Coding region: 273-1802 (509 amino acids)
Cellular component (GO): cytoplasm; membrane
Molecular function (GO): scavenger receptor activity
Source: RefSeq, a predicted model, not a curated record
CAUUGGUAUAUGUUUAAGAAAGACUGAAUCGUUUGUUUCCACCAAGACGUUCAAGAUAUUCCUUUAAAAUCUUGCAUCGCAUCACUUGUUGCAUAGUGUAAGGAGUAUGCACUUAUUGACAUUAGCGAACAAUAUGUUCUGAAUGGAGUAGCAGAGGUUGUAGGUUGCGCACAAGCUAGGUUGCAUGUGUGACGGAAUGACAGCUGACGAACGUCGGAUCAAAGAUUUCGAUAAAACGAUGACAGAGUAAAGGCUGAGAGACUCAGAGCAAAAUGGCAUGCAGCUGGAAACAGAAAUCAGUGGCUGCCUUGGUGAUUGGUGUGCUGGUCUUAGGGGUAGGGGUAGGACUGAUCCCAUUGGCCAAUUGGUUGAUUCACUCACAAAUCAGUCAGAAAGUCAUCCUCAAAGAAGGGACUGAAUUCUAUAAGCUAUGGACAGACAUACCUUACCCUAUUUACAUGCAAUUCUAUAUGUUUGACACCAAAAACCCUAAAGAAGUGGAGAAUGGUGGGAAACCCUAUGUGGAAGAGAGAGGGCCUUACACCUACAGAGAAUACCGGAUCAAGGAGAACCUGACCCACAAUGAUAAUGGAACCCUGACCUACAGACAGAAGAAGUACUGGACAUUCAUUAGGGAAAUGUCUGUGGGUGAGGAGAAUGACACUGUGACCACGCCCAACUUUGUACUGCUGUCCCUUGCAGAAUCUUUCAAGUGGCAGAGCCCUUUCAUCCAAACUGUAAUAUCAUUGGUCAUUGCUGGAGCCAAGGAGAAUUUGUUUUACAACAAAACUGUUAAAGAGCUUAUUUGGGGCUACAAGGAUAACCUCUUGUCAGCAGGACAGGCCAUAGACAAGAAGUGGUUUUACACAAACAUAGCUGGAUACUUUGCUGGGAAAAACAACUCAUAUGAUGGUACUUACACAGUCUUUACUGGAGAAAAUGACUUGACUAAAGUGGGAGUUAUUGACAAGUUCAAUGGCAGCAGCUCUCUGUCAUACUGGUCAACACAAUGGGCAAAUAUGAUUAAUGGCACAGAUGGGACUGUCGCACCUCCAUUUCUGAAGAAGGACGUUGUUCUUCAUAUGUUUUCCACUGAUAUUUGCAGAUCAGUGUAUGGAGUGUACAGUGGGGAUGUGUACACUUCACAGGGCAUACACUUACACAGAUACAGCUCCACAGCCAAUGAGUUAGCCAAUGUUUCUGUCAACCCUGACAAUCUGGGCUUUUGUACUCCGCAGACAAACUGCUUGCCUUCCGGUCUUCUUAAUAUCACACAGUGUCAGUUAUUGGACGGUUUCCAUGGUCCUGUGAUCGUGUCCUUCCCUCAUUUCUACAUGGCUGAUGAGCAUAUAGUGAAGGCUGUGGAUGGAAUGAACCCAAAUGCUGAGUGGCAUCGCACAGAUGUUGAUGUGGAACCAUACACGGGCGCUGUUUUGGAAGUGUCUAAGCGAUUACAGAUCAACCUCUAUAUGCUUCAGAUGAAGGAAAUUCAGCAACUAAAAAACAUCAGGAACUUAACCAUGCCUGUAAUGUGGAUAAAUGAGAGUGCUGUUGUGGAUGACAAGACGGCAGCCAUGUUGAAGUCUCAGCUGUUUGUCCCUCUCACCAUCACCCAGGCAGUCCAGUAUUCCCUCAUUGCUGUAGGGAGCUUUGUGUGCUUUGUUGUCAUCUUGAUUUUGCUCUCAAAGUCUCAGGAAUCUCAGUUUCGGAGGCUGAAACUGUACACAAGUGGGAGCACAGACGAUGACAUGAGUCCUAUUAUUAGUGAGUCCAAUGGUGCUGUGAGUGAUUCAACAUCCUAGUUUUUCAAUGAGUCCAAUGGUGCUGUGAGUGAUUCAACAUCCUAGUUCUGU